AUGCAUCCUAAGAACCGCCCCACUGGCACUACUCUAGAAGAUUCUAAAGUGAGAUUUCAGAUAGAAUUAGAAUUCGUCCAAUGUCUCGCAAACCCUCACUACCUAACGUGUAGGCCUCUUCUCCGCUUUUUGAUAACUUUGUCAUUUCUUCUUACACUCCAAAUCAGCUACCCUUACUGCUUGCAUCUUCUCGAUCUGCUCCAAUCAGCUGAGUUUCGGAGAGAAAUUGCCCGUGCUCCCGUAGCCCGAUUUAUCGAUGAUCAAAUGCUGCUUCACUGGCAACAUUAUCUGCGCAAGCGCACUCUUUUAAUUGCUAGACACGCCCAAGAAUUAGAGGCUUCAUCACAAACAAAGCCUGCAUCUGCUGAGACCGUAUCUGCUUCGAGGACUGAUUUACCCUUAGGGCCUGGCACUACACAAGACAACCCUUCGGCUAUUACUGGACUCUCUAGGUAG
This is a messenger RNA of Protopolystoma xenopodis, 456 nucleotides long. The record is from the annotation of a GenBank genome assembly. Lineage: Eukaryota; Metazoa; Platyhelminthes; Monogenea; Polystomatidea; Polystomatidae.